AUGGGUGUGCUUAUAGAUUUUCUGCUCCUCACAGCUAAAGUUGUGGGCUAUAUAAUCCAGUCCCUUGUGCGGUGGAUAAAGAAGCCCACAGAGAAGAGAGUCACCAAUGAAAUAUGUUUAAUAACAGGUACGGCCAGUGCAAGAGGACUGGGUCGGCGUUUUGCUUUAGAACUCGCCCAAAGAGGUGCGACGCUUGUCCUGUGGGAUACAGACACAGAUGGUAAUGAAAAGACUGUGGUGCAGGUGAGGGAGCUGGGUGCCAAGGCUUACGCUUACACCUGUGACGUGAGCCAGCGAGAGGACGUCUAUAACACUGCAGAGAGAGUGCGUCGGGAGGUGGGAGAUGUCACCAUCCUGAUAAAUAAUGCUGGGGUUGUAGCAGGGAAACCAAUCUUGCAGUGCUCAGAUGAAAUUCUGGAAAGGACCAUGAAGACUAACUGCCAUGCACAUUUCUGGACUGUCAAGGCUUUCCUUCCCAAAAUGAUGGAGAUGGACCAUGGUCACAUUGUGACGAUAGCAGGAUCCUUGGGACUCUUUGCAACAGCUUGUAUGGCGGAUUAUUGUGCGAGCAAGUUCGCAGCAGUUGGAUUCCAUGAAGCUCUUAGCCAUCAGCUGAAAGCCAAGCGAAUCAAUGGAGUGAAGACUACCCUGGUGUGCCCCUAUCUUGUCGACACAGGCAUGUUCACUGGAUGUAGAAUCAGGCAAGAGCUGGAUGCUCUUCUCUCUCCAUUAAAACCAGAUGACUGUGUGAAGACAGCAAUGAAAGGAAUACUGAAUAAUCAGCCCAUAAUAUGUAUCCCCAGAAUAAUGUACUUUGCAGUAGUUUUAAAACACCUCCUUCCAUGGGAUGUUCAAGUUCUUGUUCACAAGUUUUUGGGUAUUGAUAAGUGCAUGCAUCCAUUCAUUAGACAAAGGGAAGCGAAACACCAUCUCAUAGCAACAGGAAGAUGA
Messenger RNA from Mauremys reevesii (Reeves's turtle), 951 nucleotides. Its product is annotated as retinol dehydrogenase 10-like. The transcript has 5 exons. Gene Ontology annotation, molecular function: oxidoreductase activity, acting on the CH-OH group of donors, NAD or NADP as acceptor. Gene Ontology annotation, cellular component: lipid droplet. NCBI's taxonomy places the organism in Eukaryota, Metazoa, Chordata, Testudines, Geoemydidae. The coding region runs from base 1 to 951 and encodes 316 amino acids. The record is from RefSeq and is a predicted model, not a curated record.